AGAACAAGUUCAGCGCUAGCCUGGAGCGGAGGUGGAGCCAUGGGGGGGUGGGGAGAGUCGGACACAGUCCCAGCUGGAGAGAACAAAUAAUUUCAGUCUCUCAGGCGCGUAUUCCCUUUACCGCAACUAGGCAGAGGUGGGAAAGGUUUUUGCUUCGGCACUGCCCAGGUGCUUCCAGAGUACUGGAACCCCUUUCAUUAGCAGAGGCGAGGAAGACUUUCACUUAUUAGGUUCACCCUAGAGUCCUCAUAGGGGUGGAAAGCUGGGACUAACUAGUACUCUGGACUGCGAAACCACGGGUCACUGAACUGGAAAGGGGCUUUAGGGGGUGGCUGAAAGCCCAGCUAUCAGCUUUGAGACUCAGCGCAAGAAGACAGAAACAAUAGAAGAGGUGAAGCAACCUUCUCCAAGAAGGAGCAAAGGCCCUGGAGUGAAGAAGGGAAGGAGGAAAGAGAAGUACACAGAGUGAGCCUUGAAAUAUCCAGUAGAGGCAUUCACGGGUACUGAAAUGACAGAAAAAUCAGAAGAGGAAAGGAGUUUUCGCCUCGGCAGCUAUCUCGACCUGACAAGUGUCGCUGCCCGAGGGCAAGUAGAACGUUUGCAGGAGCUCCUGGCAGCGGGAGCAGAUCCCAACGGAGUCAAUCGCUUUGGAAGGCGGCCCAUCCAGGUCAUGAUGAUGGGUAAUGCUGGAGUGGCAGAGCUCCUACUGAAGCAUGGAGCAGAUCCCAACAUCCCUGACCCCACCACCCUCACCCUACCAGUCCAUGACGCAGCCCGGGAGGGUUUCCUGGACACUCUGAUCUUGCUUCAUCGUGCAGGAGCACGAUUGGACAUUGGAGACUCUCUGGGCCGCCUCCCCUUGCACCUAGCCCAGCAGCAGGGACACCACCAAGUCACUUUAUACCUUCGAGCAGUUACGGGGGAUUGAAAGCAAUGAUGAAACUGGUCCACCCUGGGGACUUCUUACCCUUUUCCCCUUGACCUCCACAGCAGCUCCAAACAGAUUGAGAAAAGCAUGCCUGGAAGGUGACAGGGGGCAGCUUUAAACAUACUCCCUUAUGCACCUUCUCAGAUGGGAUGACAAGUUUCUAAUAGAGACCCACCCAGCCAAAGCUCCCCCAGAAGAAAGAAGGUGUAUUCAAAUUCUAGCUAUACCCUCAACUGUUUCCUUGGUUUUCUCAGUUUACAGUAAAAACAGUAGCUGAGUAGAAAUGGAGAAGCAACUUUUUGGUCAGGAUUUCCCAUAUGAGGAGAUAGAAACAGGGUAGAAAAAUCUGCAAAUGUGAGACUUGUAAAUAGGUAAUUUGUGGUGGGAAGUUAGUGAGGUGGUGGGUAGAGGACUUUUUUUCUCUGAAGGUGAAGGAAUGAUGCUCUAUGCAGUACUGUCUCAUCCAAAUAGGCAUCGCUGGUGGAGGAACCAGUUGGAAAAACUUUCACUCGAGUGAAGGGAUUGGCAGUAGUGUAGGAAUUCUCCCCGAUUUAACUGGAGUGUCCUAGAACACUGGUAAUAUUGGUACAAACAAAGUGGGGGUAAGGAGAUAGUUUUAAUGAUGCAGGUAGAUUUUAUUAUGGGAGAAAGAUAUUCUACUGAAUUUUGCAAGGAAGCCAAAGAUGACAAAUAGAACCGAUGUGCUCACUUUGUGGGGGUCAGAUUUAUUCAGUCUGGCUUAAAGCAGAAGGGAAGGGAGAACUGGAAGUCACAGAUUUGCCCAUAAACUUUAAAAACCAAGAGUUCCAAUGAUAGAUGGCUCUCUGAAAUGUUUUUGCCACUAUUAGUGUGUUUUGGGUCCCUGAAGGUCCACAUCACCUCAAAGGUUCUAGUCAGGAUGAAAGAGCAAAGUGGAAAAAAAAAAUGUGAGAGUUAGGGAAGUGUUUUUAAAAAGAUUCUUUGAAACCUAGACUAACUGUAUUGGGAAAGUGCCAUAGCACCAUGUAAACUGAACAAACUCAUGCCUAAAACAUCCAUGUUAAUUUUACUAUAGUGAUUAGAUAUCAAGGAAUUCAGUGCCGCAUCCUGGGAGGUUUCUAUUAGAACAACAUUAAUUACAACCUGUUUACUAGUUUAAACUGAGAUAAUGGAUCUCUUUACAUCUCUUUCAAACCCACCCGGAAGCCAAAGUCUGAAUUCAAGACCCAAACUGGCUUUUGUGACCCCAGGCUAGUUAGACUUAAUCUCUUAGGAUUCUAAGCAACUCUUUAAGACAAAGAAAGUUGUUUACCUCAGUUGCAGGGAAGGUGUUAACCUGAAUAGGUAGAUGGAACUUCCUCACUGGAGAGCUCCCUAAGCCAGGGACAUCACAGAUCUACUCUCUAUCCCUAACCUAUUCAUCUGUUGUUUUUAAAACUGCUUUCUCUGUGGGCUUGUCUCAGGGGAUGUAUUUAAAUGACUAUUUAAAUAUUAUAAAUGUGGUUUGGGGCACUGAUGAAUUUAUUCAAUAAAAUUAUCUCAAUUCA
Messenger RNA from Trichosurus vulpecula (common brushtail), 2454 nucleotides. Its product is annotated as cyclin-dependent kinase 4 inhibitor B-like. Gene Ontology annotation, cellular component: nucleus. The record is from RefSeq and is a predicted model, not a curated record. Gene Ontology annotation, biological process: regulation of cyclin-dependent protein serine/threonine kinase activity; negative regulation of cell population proliferation. Bases 509 to 928 code for a protein of 139 amino acids. Gene Ontology annotation, molecular function: protein kinase binding; cyclin-dependent protein serine/threonine kinase inhibitor activity. The transcript has 2 exons. NCBI's taxonomy places the organism in Eukaryota, Metazoa, Chordata, Mammalia, Diprotodontia, Phalangeridae.